Messenger RNA from Plasmodium falciparum 3D7, 954 nucleotides. Its product is annotated as stevor. The record is from RefSeq and is a predicted model, not a curated record. The transcript is spliced from 2 exons. Lineage: Eukaryota; Apicomplexa; Aconoidasida; Haemosporida; Plasmodiidae. Bases 1 to 954 code for a protein of 317 amino acids.
AUGAUAUCUUAUAAUUUUAAAUUAUUUAUAUUUUCAAUUAUAUUAGGAACAUUAAGCUUAAUUUAUAAUAAUGACUAUGAAAGAUUAUAUAAAAACAAAAAAUAUAAAAAUAUCUUAUAUGUUCCAACAAAUUUUAGAUCAUUAGCAGAAGUAUCAUUGGAACGUAGAACAAAUCAUAUACAACAAAAUUAUGAAUUUAGGGAACAUGGAAAUACGAAUGAAACAAAAUACAAGAAAAACAAAUAUCCAAAAGAUGACGCAAAAACAAAACAAAAAAUACUAAAAGUAACAGAAAAGGAAAAUACUGGAACACCAAAUUACAGGAAAUAUAAAAAAGGAACAUAUGAUAAAGAGAAAGAAGAAAAAUCAAAUAGAUCUCCUCAUUCCCUUAAAUAUUUAGAAUUACAAAGAAAACUUUAUAAUAAUUUUUAUGUAAAAUCAGAAAUGGAUUUUCAUAAUUUGUCAGAUAAAUCUAAUGAUAACUUUUAUGAAUGUGCAUAUGAAAACAAAUUGUACGACACAUUAUAUUUAUCAAAUAAAGUACAUGAUAAUUAUUUAGAUAAUUUAAAAUCGGGUUGUGCUGGAGGCAUAGGUGUGUGUGCUCUUUCAUUUACAGUUACAAAAAUAGCUGGUUCUACUGCUGCAGCUAAUGCAUUAAUUACAAAUGUUUAUACUUCAGUUGCGCUUAAUCAAUUGUCCCAAACCCUUGUCGGCCUAAAUUUAUUCUUUGAAUCUGUCAUACAAACUGCUAUUACUUCUGGAAAGAUAUCCAUCAUUAAUAGUUCAAUGGCUACGAAGGCUGCUACUGAUGUUAGUGGAGCUUUCGGUCCUUAUGGUAUUGCUAUUUAUGUUAUUAUUGCAAUAAUAGUUGUACUUAUAAUAUUAUAUAUAUGGUUGCGUAAGACAAGAAAGAAUUCAUGGAAACAUGAAUGCAAAAAAUAUUUAUGUAAGUAA